Sorghum bicolor (sorghum) is the source of this 3770-nucleotide messenger RNA. Its product is annotated as disease resistance protein RPM1. Lineage: Eukaryota; Viridiplantae; Streptophyta; Magnoliopsida; Poales; Poaceae. Gene Ontology annotation, molecular function: ADP binding. The transcript is spliced from 2 exons. Gene Ontology annotation, biological process: defense response to other organism. The coding region runs from base 808 to 3672 and encodes 954 amino acids. The record is from RefSeq and is a predicted model, not a curated record.
GUUUCAAUUUGGAUGUGUAUCUCCUGGGUUAGAUCACAGCAUAUGCUUUUUUUAUCUUUUCUUGUUGAAUUACAGCAUUGCCAAUUUCCUAGCUGUUGCAAGUCACUCUAUUUUCUUGCUCUUGCUUCUUUUGAGAUUUUGUUUGUAUAUGUUUGGUUUGGAUAUGUAUCUUAUUUGUCAGGCUUCCAUGAUCAUGCACUUUAAUAUUGACCUUUCCUUUUCUCCUUUCUCCCACUUUACGAGCUAGUCUUGCUGAUCAGGUGAUCUUGUAUUUAUAUGUUUGGUUUGGAUGUAAUAUCUUUUGAGUCACUCUUCCGCCACUGCAUAUAUUUAACAGAUUCAUAGCUAUCACCUUUUCAGCAUUGCUGUUAAGCUCACCAUUGUUGACUCAACAAUUUGCCAUCACCUUCUAUCUAGGGAUAGCAACAAGUUUCCCCUGACUUUUUUGAAUCAGAUCUUUUUAAGAGGGACCACUACAAGAAUAAUAUGUUCUGCUGAGUAGAUUGUAAGAAAGUUUUUGGAAUUAUGCAAGCAAAUUGCCCUGAGCUGGAAGUCUGUGUCAUGUCAUUGCCCUGUCAUCAACUUACACUGCAGUCAGUAUCAUUUUCCUUUCUUCAAUUUACUAUUCUGGCUACCAAGAGAAGCCUGUUCAGAAUCAGUACUGGAAACUAUCAGGAAACUGUGGUCCAUAAUACUAUUCUGCUUCUACUUAUUAGAAUUUAUCUAACUAAAUGGCCUAUAUAUGGAGCCUAAGCAAUCUGAUUCCAACAGAAGAAACAUUUUCAUUCCCAUUCUCCAUAGUAAGACAUGGAAGCCACUAUCUUCAGUUUGACUGAGGGUGCAGUGAGGAGUCUUCUGUGCAAGUUUGGCUGCCUUCUCUCCCAGGAAAGGUGGUUGGUACAGGGUGUCCAUGGAGACAUACAGUUCAUCAAAGAUGAACUAGAGAGUAUGAAUGCCUUCCUCCGCACCCUCACCAUGUCAGAGGGCCAUGAUGAUCAAGUGAGAAUCUGGAUGAAACAAGUGAGGGAAAUUGCCUAUGAUGCUGAGGACUGCAUUGAUGAGUUCAUCCAUCAUUCCAGUGACAUGUUAGGAGUGGGUUUCCUUCGUCGGGUAAUGUGUAUUAUUGGAACGUUUGGUUGUCACCGUCGCAUUGCCAUCCAAUUGCAGGAACUGAAGGCACGUGCUCGGGAUGUUGGUGAGCGGCGCUCACGUUAUGGGGUGGUCCUAGCAAAUACCCUACUUUCCAGAGCUGCUAGCCCACAGUUCUUGAAGCAUGCCUCUCUUCAUCUAGAUCCACAGUUGCAUGCUCUCUUUACAGAAGAAGCUCAGCUUGUUGGCAUUGAUGAACCAAGGGAUGCGCUUGUAAGGUGGCUCAUGGAAGAUGAUCCCCGGCUUCGUGUGCUGUCAAUUGUUGGAUUUGGCGGCCUAGGCAAGACCACAUUGGCACGAAUGGUUUGUGAGAGCCCAGUAGUGAAAGGUGCUGAUUUCCAGUGUUGUCCGUUGUUCAUUGUGUCGCAAACCUUCAAUGUCCGGAACCUCUUUCAGCACAUGAUAAGGGAGUUGAUCCAGCGACCUCAUGAGGCAAUGGCAAUAGCGGGUGGCAAAUAUGGACAUUUCACAGAGGAAACCUUGGAGGGAAUUGAAAGGUUGGGAAUUGCAGUGCUUGCUGAGAAGCUUAGGAGAUAUUUACAAGACAAAAGGUAUAUUAUGAUCCUUGAUGACAUAUGGACCAUAUCAUCAUGGGAGAGCAUCAGAUGUGCACUGCCUGACAAUAUGAAGGGUAGCAGGGUAAUAAUUACUACUAGGAAUGAAGAUGUGGCCAAAACAUGCUGCUCUCAUCCCCAAGAUUGGAUUUACAAAAUCCAGCGAUUAUCAGAUGCUACAUCAAGAGAAUUAUUCUUUAAGAGGAUCUUUGGCUCUGCAGAUAAAUUACCACAUGAUGAGUUGGAGGAAGUAUCAAAUUCCAUUUUGAAGAAAUGUGGGGGUUUGCCUUUAGCAAUAAUGAGCAUCGGCAGCCUUCUUGCAAGCAAGACAGACAGAACCAAGCAGGAGUGGAAGAAGGUUUGUGAUAACUUAGGCUCUGAACUUGAAAGUAAUCCUACUCUGGAAGGUGCAAAGCUAGUCUUGACCUUGAGCUAUGAUGAUUUACCCUACCAUCUAAAGGCUUGCUUCUUAUAUCUAAGUAUUUUCCCUGAAAAUUAUGAGAUCAAGAGGGGACCUUUAGUUAGAAGGUGGAUAGCAGAAGGUUUUGUAAGUCAAAGGUAUGGAUUAAGCAUGGAGCAGAUCGCUGAAAGUUACUUUGAUGAGUUUGUUGCUAGAAGCAUUGUGCAGCCUGUGAGAAUCGACUGGAAUGGCAAGGUGAGGAGCUGCAGAGUUCAUGAUAUAAUGCUAGAAGUCAUCCUCUCUAAGUCACUAGAGGAGAACUUUGCAUCUUUCUUACGUGAUAAUGGAAGUUUAUUGGUUUCCCAUGACAAAAUCCGUCGUUUGUCCAUCCACAGUAGUCACAAGUUGGUGCAAGAAACAAGUCCCAGUGUAUCUCAUGUUCGCUCCUUCACAAUGUCUGCUUCUGUAGAGGACAUCCCAGUCUUCUUUCCACAGCUACGUCUGCUAAGAGUACUUGAUAUAGAAGGCUGCAGGUGCCUGAACAACAGCACUUUGGACUGCAUCUGCAGUUUUUUCCAGCUGAAGUACUUAAGCCUCAGAAAGACCAACAUAUGGAAGUUACCAAGGCAAUUAGGAAACCUGAAGCACUUGGAGACACUUGACAUUAGGGCAACACUAAUCAAAAGACUACCAGCCAGUGCAAACAAGCUCAGUUGUAUGAAGCAUUUGUUAGCUGGGCACAAGGAACUACUUACAAGGACGGGCAGUGUCAAGUUCUUCAAACAUUGCUCAGGUUUGGAGAUCUCUCCUGGGGUGGUCAGGAAUAUGGCAGCACUGCAAUCACUUGCUCAUAUAGUGGUUAAGGACAAGCCAUUGGUUCUACGGGAGAUUGGUCUGUCACAAAAGCUAAGGAAGCUUAAAGUCCUCCUUUGGAAUGUGAAAGUUAACUGGAAGGCAUUUGUCGGGUCUCUGGGGAAGUUGGCAUGCUCUCUUCACUCACUAUCUAUUCACAUUAUAGAUGAAAAGGAGCAUGACUCAUCUCUAGACAUUCUGGCUUUUGUAGAGUCACCUCCCCUGCUUGUCACUAAUUUUAGCCUCGUGGGUAAGUUGGAUAGUCUACCUCCAUGGAUAUCAUCGCUUCGAAGUGUCUCCAGGUUUACUCUUCGUCAAACUGGACUCCAUGCCGAGGCCAUACAAGUUCUAGGAGACCUGCCAAACCUGCUGUGCCUCAAGCUCUAUCACAAGUCAUAUGCUGAUGACUGCAUAGUCUUUCCCCUUGGUAAAUUUGGAAAACUGAGCAUGUUGGUUAUUGAUAAUCUGGAUAACAUUAACAGGGUGCACUUUGAGGAAGGUUCAGUCCCAAAUCUAGAGAGGCUGACAUUGUCAUUCCUACAAGAGCCAAAGGAUGGGAUCUCCGGUCUCAUAUAUCUCAAGAAGCUGAAGGAGAUAGAGUUCUUUGGUAACAUCAUACUUUCUGUCGUGAAUAAAGUGGUAUCAUGGGUGAAGACUCACCCGAAUCAUCCAAGAGUUAUAGGCGACAAAUGGAAUAUUGUAACUGAGUACGCCUAGGUAGCAAAAGCUUGAAGACGUUAUUUAACUCAUUUAAGUGUUAAGAAGGUAGCUAGUUGGGUGGGCCGUAGUCGCUAUAUGAUAAAAUGUAUUCGUGG